Egretta garzetta (little egret) is the source of this 3572-nucleotide messenger RNA. RefSeq names its product cadherin related family member 3 (gene CDHR3). Gene Ontology annotation, molecular function: calcium ion binding; cadherin binding. NCBI's taxonomy places the organism in Eukaryota, Metazoa, Chordata, Aves, Pelecaniformes, Ardeidae. The transcript has 20 exons. The coding region runs from base 311 to 3043 and encodes 910 amino acids. The record is from RefSeq and is a predicted model, not a curated record. Gene Ontology annotation, biological process: homophilic cell-cell adhesion. Gene Ontology annotation, cellular component: plasma membrane; catenin complex.
CUCGCUUUCGGUAAUUGCGGCACGGCCCCCGCGCCCCAGCGCCGCCCGAGGACGGCCCCGGAUCGCGGUGUCGGGGCUCCCCCUUCCCCCGGCCUCCUCCAGCUGCGCCCCUGCGGAUCACCUAUAACCGCAACCACAGCCAUUUUGUUGUCCAAAUACUCCCUAAUCCGUGUGUGAGUACAGGCUUCGUCUGUUUGCAGCUGGGUUUGCUCUUGUUUUGGUGUUCUAGGCUACGGCACAGCAGCUCUGCGCUCACAGGUCCCGCUCCUCUCAAAUAAUACCGAGGUUUUCAUCUCCAUGUACCUAACUUAUGGGACGUACACGCUUUUCAUUUAAUCCUAGGGCUGUGUCAUUCUUCGUUUAUUUCUCCAUUGAGCCCAUACAGGAAGCAGACAUGUUGAAAUCGCAGAAGAAAGCAAGCCUGUUCGUCUUGUAUUUCUGGCUGGAAGUGGAGUGCAAGAAAUCAGUUGUGUCUCGUCUAUUGUACAGGGAAGUCGCUUGUAGCUCCUCGCAUCGAUGUGCUAACUUCGCAAGGACCUUUGUCCUGGUUGUUACCACUGGAAACCCUGUCCUGGAUUAUGAAACUAUGCCAAAGAGCUUUGAUUUACAGAUUUUCGUUGAAGACACGGCUGGGAGAACCGACCUUAAUGUACUGACUGUCCAUGUAACAGAUAAAAACGAACGUCCUGUAUUUCGAGGAAAUAUGGCAAUUCAAACUCAAGACUGGCGAUAUGUGAAGAUCAGUCUUUCUCCAGAAAGCACAACUCAUAUUGCAGCUCACAGUGACGGCUGCCUGUUUACAGCUGUGACAAUCUAUGUCUUGGAACGAACACCUCUGGGACGCAUUUACCAAGUUGAUGCAGCUGAUCCUGAGAAAGCUGAACUCAAAUAUUCACUGCUCCCUGCAACAGUGCCAUUCCUCAUCUUGGAAAGCGGAGCCAUUUUUUCCACAAAAGAGUUUGAUUAUGAGAAAGAUCCACACAGUUACUUUUUAAAUAUAACAGUGACAGAUCCAGGCGGGCUGAACUCAACUAAAACAGUGAAUAUAAAGAUAAUUAACAUCAACGAUGAAGUACCUUACUUUACCACCAAACAAAGAAUCUACAGGAUUCCAGAGGAGCAAAGCCCGGGCACCAUCAUUGCCAAUAUAACAGCUAGAGAUCCUGAUGAUGAAGGCUCUCCCAGCCGGCUUUUCUACAGCAUCCAGUCUUCUGACAGAUAUUUCUCCAUAAAUCCAGCGACUGGAGUGUUGCACGUGACUGGGAGGAUCGACCGAGAUGCCCUUCCACUGCAGCGCCAUCCUAACAUUUCAGUGAUAGUCCGGGUGGAAGACAGUCCCAGUGGCGGUCACGCCAGUGAAAUGGAGAUCACAAUCAUGGUUGAGGAUAUCAAUGACAACCCACCAGAAUGCAAUCCUUUUACCUUCAGGAGAGAGGCAAAUGAAAAUACAGCUCCUGGGACAUUUCUUCUUGAUCUUAGAAAUUACUGUAAAGAUAUUGAUGUUGAUCCAUCAAACAAUCAAUUUAAUUUCACUGGAUUAUCUGGUUUUGGAAGCAAUAACUUCGCUCUGGAGUCCACUGCAUCUGGAAGACUUGUGAUGACUGAAAGUAUUGAUUUAGAAAACCCAGCUAAUCUAGGAGUUGAAGUUUAUUCUUUGACUGUCAGGGUGCAAGAUAUCGCCUGCCCUAACUACUCAAAUAUGAUCUACAUUUACAUCAGGAUAAAGCCAGUGAAUGAAUUUUUUCCAGUCUUCAGUAAUUUAUCAUACGAAUUUAAUGUCCCAGAAAUUACUAAAGUUGGAUCCAGCAUUGGAAGAGUGAAUGCCAGAGACAAGGACCGGCCACCCAGUGUCAUCACUUACUCCAUUGUAGCCGGAGGAGGCACCAGGGAUUACACAAAUAUCUUCUGGAUCAGCCCAACCAAAGGAGAUGUGAAGAUUUUAGCUAGAUUAGACUAUGAAACAACUCAGAAACACAUUCUCACAGUACAGGCCUCAGACCAAGAGAAGUCUGCAACAGCAUCUGUAACUGUCAAUGUUUUGGAAGUAAAUGAUGAAGAACCCGUUUGUUCACCCAAUUUCUAUUCAUUUCAAAUCCCAGUCAGCUUAGCUGUUGGGACCAAUAUCAAUGGCUUCAGGAUUGAAUGUCAGGAUCGUGAUUCUGAUCCCAGGUCUUUCCGUUACUUCAUUAAUGAAGGCAACGUGAACAAUCAUUUCACCUUUUCACCAAGCGCUGGCUCCAACUCGUCUCGGCUGAUUCUUGCAUCGAGGUUCAACUAUGAGAGCGGAUUUGAUACAAACUGGAUUUACAGACUGCACGUCUUUAUAACAGAUGACAAUUUACUAUCUGCCAGGGACAAAGCUACACGCCUAGUUAAAACUGGAACAGUGACUUUAAGCAUCAGAGUUAUCCCAAACCCAACUACUGUCAUUGCUACAAGGCCUGGCUUCACUGUUGUGACGAAAAGGGAAAACCUGUACUCUGAAUCGGCGUGGUACGUGCCGUUCGUCGUCACCCUCGGCAGUUUGCUGCUCCUUGGACUGCUGGGGUACCUGGGGUUCCUGCUGGCGACGUGGGUCUGCACCAGCUGCCCUCCGGCAGGCAGAGUGGACGGCGCGCCUUUGAUAAAUGCUCCAGAAAAGAAGAAACCUAAGAAAGAAGUGGUUGUGACAAUGACAAAGCUAAACACUGUCUUUGAUGGAGAAGCCAGAGACCCAGUCACAGGCAAAAUGUAUGAAUUCAAUACACGGUCAGGAGCCAGGAGGUGGAAAAAGAGCGGUGAGCCCCUUCAGCCAACGCCAGCUGUGCAGGUAACAUCCAGUGCCACUGACGAUGGUGGCCAGGGGACAGACAGAGCAGAGGCACCAAGCAAAAAAGAGCCUUCAGAGAAGAGGAAAGAGCUGAUGACAGAGACACACCCAGCUGCCAAGCCCUGGGCAGGGCAAUCAGAAACAUCAGGACGGGAUGGGCUGAGAUUACAAAAGCAGAAAGAGGAGUCUGAGGACAGGGUGUUGUCCUCACCAGUCCCCCAAGGCAGACACUGACCUCCUGUCCCAUUAAGCCAGCCUUAAAGCAGGGUGUACAAGGCUCCAACCACCCAGUUGACCACUGCUCCAAACAGCCAAAGAAUUCACAGAUGCUGGCAGGUGUGAUUUUCUCUCUAUAUACCCUAGCUGCAAAACAUAAGGUGGCUACCGCUGUGUAAACUGGACCCAAAGGCAGGAUGAAGCCAGACUUACCUUUGGCAGGGGCAGGUGGGAGCAGGGCAGAAGGGAAGGAUGUGAAAGGGGGGGAGAGGAAAUAAAAGCAGAGUCCCGGAUAGAAGCAUCUGCUGCCCACUGGCCCUGGGCUACAGCCACUGGCAGUUUCCUCCUGGAAGAGCUCUGUGCCUCCAGACUGGCAUGGCCACGUCCUUGGACCACCCCUUUGGGAAGGGCAGCGUACACAUGGACAUGCUUUCUCACCGGUGAGUGGGGUCUCCUGUCCCUGCUGAGCAGCAGAAUGGGUGAAAAGCACAUUAGGGUUAAAAAGUGUGCUGGUAACAGCUAAAAAUAUUUUCUUUUCAUUCAGUAU